This is a messenger RNA of Macrobrachium nipponense, 5609 nucleotides long. RefSeq names its product alkyldihydroxyacetonephosphate synthase, peroxisomal-like (gene Agps). NCBI's taxonomy places the organism in Eukaryota, Metazoa, Arthropoda, Malacostraca, Decapoda, Palaemonidae. Gene Ontology annotation, cellular component: peroxisome. The record is from RefSeq and is a predicted model, not a curated record. Gene Ontology annotation, biological process: lipid biosynthetic process. Bases 44 to 1954 code for a protein of 636 amino acids. The transcript is spliced from 14 exons. Gene Ontology annotation, molecular function: FAD binding; alkylglycerone-phosphate synthase activity.
UCUCGGAUCCACGAUAACAAACAGUGGCACAACAACACCAGCAAUGGCAUCGUCUGCUCGUGAUCGUCUCUCUGUAAUUCAGCGUCAUUUAUCCAACCCUAAAUGUGAUAGUUCUUCCGGACAAUUUCAAUGUGGAACAUUUUCGACAAUUUCUAAUCGAGAGGAGAAGGCAACCGAGUCGGGAAAGUCCUCUGGGGCCUGGACUGAUGUCACCGCCCCUACUGUGCCAAGGAAACGGCAGGAACUCUUGAAGUGGAAUGGCUGGGGUUACAAUGAUUCAAAGUUUGUAGUCCAUAAAGAAAAAGACUACUAUGUGUCAUUUUCAGGGAACAGGUACAAAAUUGGCAGCAUGGUCCUUCCUCAUUUCUCGUCUUGGGUACGAGAUACACUAGGAGUUAAUUUUGAUGACUGCACCCCACCACAACCACUCCCCCAGCCACAAGAUUAUCCACAGCCCAUUAUACAAGAUGAGUUCUUGGAAGGAGUAAAAACUUUAGGCAUUACCCAUUCCUUGGAAGGUGAAGAUCGUCUGUUCAGAGCUCAUGGCCAUACACUAGCAGAGAUAUUUGUACUACGUGAAGGAAUGUUCCCAAGAAUUCCUGACUUAGUUAUUUGGCCAACUAGCCAUGGAGAGGUGGAAAAGAUAGUGGAAUUGGCAUGCCGAUUGCAGGUUGUUUUGAUACCUUUCGGAGGUGGUACAAGUGUCUCAGGUGCUCUAAUUUGUCCUGAAGAAGAAAGCAGGAUGAUAGUGUCCCUUGAUACAUCACAGAUGCGUCGUAUAUUGUGGGUUGAUGAAAAGAACCUGACUGCUAGAAUAGAAUCGGGCAUUAUUGGUCAAGAUUUGGAACGUCAACUAAAAGCCAGAGGUUAUGUUACUGGACAUGAACCAGACUCCUAUGAAUUUUCUAGUCUUGGUGGAUGGGUAGCUACUAGAGCCUCAGGAAUGAAAAAAAAUAUUUAUGGAAAUAUUGAAGACCUUGUUGUACAAGUGAAAGCAGUAACUCCAAGAGGAACUGUGGAGCGAUACACUGCUGGUCCUAGGGUAUCAGCUGGUCCUGACGUGCAGCAUUUCAUUAUGGGCUCUGAAGGCACUAUAGGAGUUAUCACUGAAGUAACAUUGAAGGUACGUCCUGUGCCGCAAGUCCAACAUUACGGUUCCAUCGUGUUCCCCAAUUUUACUAUGGGUGUUAAUUGCAUGAGAGAGGUGGCUUUACAUCGAUGUCAGCCUGCGUCAAUUAGACUCUUAGACAAUGAACAGUUCAAGUUUGGUCAUGCCUUAAAACCACCAUCAGGCAUUAUGGGUCUCCUUACUGAUGGUAUCAAGAAGAUGUACCUCACUCGUAUAAGGGGAUUUGAUAUAAACACCAUGUGUGUUGCUACAUUGCUCUUUGAAGGCUCAGAACAAGAAGUUGCUGCACAAGAAAAACGUUUAUACGACAUAGCUUUGAAUAAUGGUGGUAUACCUGCUGGUGACGCUAAUGGGCAGAGAGGGUACAUGCUUACAUUUGUUAUAGCAUAUAUUAGGGACCUAGGUUUUGACUAUGGAAUUGUCGCAGAGUCUUUUGAAACCUCUGUGCCAUGGGAUCGUGUACAAACUCUCUGCCAUAAUGUUAAGCAUCGCAUCAAAAUGGAAUGUAAAGAUAGGGGCAUUAAACACACAUUUGUGACCUGCCGAGUAACACAGACUUACGAUGCAGGGGCUUGUGUUUAUUUCUACUUUGCAUUCAACUAUCGUGGACUGUCAGACCCUGUACAUGUUUAUGAAACAAUUGAGGGCAAUGCUCGUAAUGAGAUCUUGGCUUGUGGAGGAAGCAUCUCGCAUCAUCAUGGCAUUGGGAAAAUCCGACGUCAGUUUAUGAACCAAACUUACUCGGAACCUAGUCUUGGAGCUUUAAAGGCCAUUAAGAAAUAUUUUGAUCCUGAUAAUGUUUUUGCCAAUGGAAACUUAUUAUAAAGUAACUUGUUAGAAUAAGUAAUAUCAAUUGAUUUUGUGUAGUUACUCAUCUUGGGUUCACUUUUGUAUAGUCAUAAAUAUUUGUUGUGAUUAUGCAUUUCUUUAAUGAUCUCACAUGCUGUAUAUUUUCUUUUUAUUCCUUAUUGCUCACUUGAGAUGUACAGUGUUAUUGUACAUCUGUUUGGAUGAGCUUAAAUUGAAACAAGGCUUAUUGUGAAACAUGUUGUUCAUCUUUGAUAAUAAGUUGCUGUAUAUACAGGUUAACUUCAGUUAUUAUUACCACAAUAUAUUAGAAUGUAAAACCAAAAGUCCCAGUUAUUGCAAAGUCCCAUUUAAAAGUUUUCUAUGCACGUGAGGUGAGAUUUUAACCAUGACUUCAAAUGGCCAGUGCUGUAUCAACAGAAUAUUUGUUCAUUAUGGAACAGGGAGGGAUUGUGAAUUACAUAUCGUGCUGAAGGCAUAAAUACUCCACAAACACGUCUUUUAGUUGAAAGAGUUUCACCUUCAUAUCCCUUUGAUAGAACUGUGGUUAGCCUUGGUUAUGUCUCCAAAACUCAAAGGUAAAAGUUGUUUAAAGUGCUCUGUAUUUGUAUAUGUCAUCAAAAAGCUACAGUACUUAGUCUUGCUUAUUAUCCACAUACCAAUAUGCUGGUACAGAAGAUUGAUUUAAGAGGUAUUGUAUAAUGUAUAUGCUUUUUUGCCUGAUGGCAUGGAGAUACCGUAAUUGUCAUUGACAUGUCAAAUAGAUUGGUUUAAGUAGCACCUGACAUUUGUAAGAACUUGAUGCUUUAUUUACAUUUAUUUAGGUAUUAAUUGAUGUAGUGUGUGUUAUCUGUAUUAGUUUUGAUAAUGUAUCUCAUAGCUUAUUUGUCCAGUGGUUUCUACCUAAUAAUGAUUUAGAUGCAUUUGUUACAUAUCAAUUUACUCUGCUGCAUUCCACCUUAGAAUUGUUAAUGCUUUCAUACAUUGUUUUUCAUCAGUUGUUUUUCUAGCUCUGUGGUUAGAUCAGUGAGACUGUGAAUUUGCUUUUUGUAGAUAAAACUUAUAUACUUAAUUUGCAUUCACUUGAUAUAGAUUGCUUAAAUGAGUGUCCAUAUUAUCUUUCAUUUCAUUUAUUCUAGUCAGUAUCUUUACUGGAAUUUGUGAGAUUUUUGCUGGCUUUAUUCCAACUAAGGAGUUAGUGCUGAUGGUACAAUAGCAUAAGUAUCAAAGGUACAGUUUGUUUGCACAAUACUCAUUAUAUAGCCUUUUUUAUAUAAAAAAAAAAGGUGGGGAAAAAAGAAGUUGGUUACAUAUUACAUCCCUAUUCAUGCACCCAAGGAUCCUCGUCUCCAGUAGCCAACUGCCUUUUUUUCCCAGCAUUAUCCUUUUGAUUACUGACUGAUUUUUAUAUCUCUUCCCAGAAGCUUUUCCCUAGUACCUCAGCUGGUGUAUUGUCUUUUUCAUUAGCUUUUCACUGUCUGUCAAAGAGCCUAUAUUGACCUUUAGGAUAAUUAGAAAGGAAAUUUUGAAAGGAUAUUUUUGUGUUUUUCAGAACAAAACACUGUUUUUCUUUUAAUAAUUGCUGUAUUUUCCUGUGUGCUAGAUAUUUGAUGGUGAUGAUGAUGGUAAAUUUCCAUCCACCCAACAAGCAUGUAUAUUGGCUGUAACACGAUGGAGACUGUUGGCCACAUAAUGUCUUGCACUGUGGAGUUCAUGACUUGUCUUCCUUUAUUUACCACACCCACACUUUACUGUUUCUCCACAGGUGAGGGUUUCAGCUUUAUCAAACAUAACUCGCUUUGCCUGGAUGCUGUGGGUUUGCUUAUUAUUGUUAAAUCUUUCUGAAUUAGUUAGUUCUAAGUUUCAGUUGCUCAUUUCUUUCCCACCUACAUUAACUGUAGAGACUGUAUUGCAAGUCUAAUAAUGGGUUCAUCUUACAUUGAAUUUUAUUAAAAACUAGAUUUUUUUUCAGUCGUACCAUUGAUCAUAAUCAAGUAGCCUUCUCAGCCCUGCUGUUGUUUGUAGAUGUUUGGGCAGAUUGCACAAGAACUAAAGCAUAUAGCUGCUAGAGAUCUGAUGAUCCUGGGAAACUUUGCGUGGUAGCUGUCUUUCCCACACACUUUUUGUUUAUCCAGAGGAAUGAUUUGUCAGGGAUUUCAUUAAAUAUGGAAAAUGUGCUAUAUUACAGGUACAGUGUGUAUAUGAAAAAUAUAAUUGUUUUUGGAUUAAUAUAGUUACUUUGGGGAUUCUUUCUUGAGUAGCAGUUCCAAUUGCUGGUUACAUGCCUUCUUUAAUUAUUGUACUACUGUAUGCAUUAAGAACAGUUAAGCAAGAAAUAUAAUAACUUUGGAUAGGGCAUUAAAUUUUCGGUUGCUUAUUUGUGGUUAGAAGAGUGGCACCAUGUUUGGAAAUUCUGUGGUUAAUUUUCCCCAGAAGCAGUUAAAAAUAUUUUUACCAUCAAAUAUUAGUUAGAUUAGAAAUUUUUUGUGGCACUGUUAUGUACUUUUUAUCCAUCUCUGUCAUUUGUGUGCCUCAUUGGUUGUCUCUGUAGACUUGAAAGUAUGUAAUAUUAGCAUAUAAGAUCUAAUUUUUUUUCUAAAAGCCAACAAAUUUCUUGGUGCAUGAUAUAAAGCAAACUUCAAACUGAUGAAGUUAUCCUAUGGGAUGGAAUUGACUGAUUUUACUGACAAAUAACAAGUUCCACUUCCAGAUGUGAACAGUGAUUACUUUGUUGCCUUAUUCACCAGAUUAGACCACAGAUAUAUAAGCCAUGAAAAGAAAUAAUUUGAUUUUAUAAUUUAAGAUAUUUUAUUUCCCAUUAAAGGCUAAUGUAGCAGAAACAUUAUAAAUACAAGCAUAAUUAAAUUUUCAGAUAUACAUUUUGUCUCUGGAGAAGCAGGUUUUAUUGGUUUUUAGUAAAAACUAGCUUAUUUUUUAGUUACUAAUAAGUUAUCAAGGAUAACAGUAUACCCCAGGUAUCUUAACAUCAUAAAAAAAAGUUUUAUAACUUUACUAUGCAAUAAGCAUCUAGGUUUAACAGUUGAAGUCCAAAUCAUGAUAAGUUUGUCAUUGUGUUUCUGUAUUGAGUUGCAUUUUGUGAGCUUUCAUCAGCUUUCCUCUGGUGCCUUAGUUCCUUCUUCAGCCUGCCCCCAACAUAAUCUUCAACAGCAUUGAACAUUCAUGGUAUGCAUUAAAAUGCACACAUAUUCUACCACUGUACUGUAUAUUUCAUGGUAUGCAUUAAAAUGCACACAUAUUCUACCACUGUACUAUAUAUUUCAUGGUAUGCAUUAAAAUGCACACAUAUUCUACCACUGUACUGUAUAUUUGACUUUAGUAAUUUUUCAAAAUAUAUUUUGUAUUUAGAAUUACAGUAUCUAUAAUAUAUUGAGAGAAAUAGCAGGUUAACAUACCUUUGAUUUAUUAUAAUUGCUAAGAGCCAAACAUGUAAUGUUGUGGGCUAUGUAUUGAUAACGUAAGGCUACAUUUAAAUCACAAUUUUGAGAAAGGUUAUAUUGUAGCUUUGAAACAUAAUGUCUCAUUUUCAGUGUGGAAGAUAUUUACCACACUGAAGAGGAUAUGUGAUAUCAAACUGUAUGAAAAUGUACUCUUUCUCCUUGAAUGUGCAGUCUUACACAUUCCUAACAGUUCGUCAUUAUGCUUCUGACAGCAA